Messenger RNA from Drosophila nasuta, 2149 nucleotides. RefSeq names its product zinc finger protein 699. The transcript is spliced from 2 exons. Gene Ontology annotation, molecular function: DNA-binding transcription factor activity; zinc ion binding; RNA polymerase II cis-regulatory region sequence-specific DNA binding. Lineage: Eukaryota; Metazoa; Arthropoda; Insecta; Diptera; Drosophilidae. The record is from RefSeq and is a predicted model, not a curated record. Gene Ontology annotation, cellular component: nucleus. Gene Ontology annotation, biological process: regulation of transcription by RNA polymerase II. The coding region runs from base 45 to 1670 and encodes 541 amino acids.
AGCGUUCGUGAUACGGUCACACUACUUCCUAAGAUUGGACAAAAAUGAACAUAGUGGAAGCUGAGAUUCCAUCAUCCUUCAAUAUCAACAUUAGUUUAAACGCUCAGACAUGCCGUGUUUGUCUGCAAUCUCACGAGACCACUUUGUGCCUUCGCGAUGAAAUCGAGUACAAUGAUUUGAAUGUGGAAUUGUGGCAAUUGCUAGAAAACGUUUCUAAUGUGAAGUGCAUAUGGAAUGAACCAAAUCUGCCCACUCAACUGUGUCAAAGUUGCACACGUCGUCUGAUAAGCGCCUAUGAAUUUAUUCGCGAAGUGGAAAGAUCACAGCAAACCUUACAGGAAAUAUGCAACAGCUUGGAACAAGAUCAGUCCACUAUGGCUGUUAUCUCCGACGUGAACGUGGAUGGAGUAGACGUGCCUGAACACGCAAGUGAUGAAGAGCUGCUGCAUUUGGAUGAAUGUGAAUCGAUUAUUGAAUUGCAUGAAGUGGAAUUGGAACAAUCCGAGGAGGUUUCAAAUAAUGCUACAGAGGAGACUGAGCCCGAUGAUCUCGUCCAGCAUAUUAUACAAAAUGAUUCGAGCGCAGAAAUCAAUUGUAAUGCUGACCCAGAGGAAGAGCGUCCGUCACAACUUGGCAUGCGUUUGACGCAUUCACAAAGCUACACCUAUAAAUGUGCGAGUUGUCCGCGAAUUUUUGCCAAGAACAAGUCGCUAGUUAGGCAUUUUGCUGUGGCACACAGCCAGUCGGCAGAUAUGGCCGCCCAGGAGCUGGCAAAAGAGCACAGCAGCAGCGGAGCACUGAUAUGUGAACACUGUCCCCGAAUCUUUAAACGUCAAGAUACGCUGCGCCGACACAUGACAGCAUUUCAUCCCGACGCCGUAGCCACCAGUCAAAUCUCCGAAGAUGAGUCAAACUCAAUGGCCCCAAAACGCGCAGUAAAGCGACGAGAAUGUCCCCAUUGUGGCAUUAGUUUUCCCGUGUCCAGUUUGACGAUACACAUACGACGGCACACCGGCGAAAAUCCCUACAAAUGUGAUCAGUGUGAGAAGGCAUUUCCCCGCAGUCAGGAUCUAAGUUUGCACAAACGCCAGCACACGGGUGAACGACCAAGUGAAUGCAAGAUAUGCGCCAAGAAGUUCAUUUCGCAGAACAAACUGGCUCGACACAUGCGACUUCAUACUGGGCAGCGUCCUUAUGCCUGCGACAGAUGUGAGAAAAGCUUUGUGCAGUCCAAUGAUCUUAAGAUUCAUAUGCGCCGGCACACGGGAGAGCGGCCAUACAUCUGUGGCGUUUGUGACAAAAGCUUUGUUUGCGGCUCACUUUUGAACAUCCAUCGCAAUCAGAAACACCACUUUGAGGGCGAUGAAAUUGCUAAUACCAAUGCCAAGCCCAAUCCUGAUCCUUACGAGAAUAGUCGCGUGAGCAAGCGACGUGCGGAGGAUAUUGAACGCAUACGAUUGCAGCGAGAGCAGAAAACGACAUUGCCAAUAAUGCUGCGGCCUUACACAUGUGGUGUCUGUGGCGAUAACUUUAAGAGCGGCGCCCUGCUCACAAUUCAUCGCAAUAAAAUGGCUCACUACGAGCGAGCUAAGGUCAACUAUGGGGAUCCAUAUGAGCAAAAAUACAAGCAACAGCAGCACUCAAAAUCAGAUAAUAAUAAUGAAGUCUAAGUUGCAAUUUGAAUUGUUUGAAAACAUAAAUAUUAUAUACAUAUGUACAUAUGUAUAUUUUUAAUGUUUUAAUUAUAAAUUCACUGUCUAAUUCAUGUACAUAUACAUAUGAGUAUGCAUAUAUUUUAUUUUUAUUCGCCUAUGCAUAAUUUCGGUUUAUUUACAUAUAAUUUAUUUAUAAAACUAAAAUAUAAUUAAAAUUUUUUAAAAUCAUAGAGAUAAUACAUGUUAUAUCAAACAUAUGUUUGAGGGCUCAAAGAGCGAGUUACAUACAUAGUUCUGCAAUCGGGGUUGAGAUUGUGUAAUGUAAUAUUUUUCAUUUAAACAUACAUAGAUGAUUACAAAUAAAAUAAUUAUACACAAAUACAAUUAAUGCAAUGUGCUUAAAUGAACAGUAAACAAAUAUUAAUAUAUAUGCAUGUACAUACAUAAUUACCUAAACCAACGAUACACGAUAAUAGUUUAGCUUUUCAGUUUUU